This is a messenger RNA of Teleopsis dalmanni, 4235 nucleotides long. RefSeq lists its product as uncharacterized. The record is from RefSeq and is a predicted model, not a curated record. NCBI's taxonomy places the organism in Eukaryota, Metazoa, Arthropoda, Insecta, Diptera, Diopsidae. Bases 365 to 4027 code for a protein of 1220 amino acids. The transcript is spliced from 10 exons.
ACAAUAGGGAAAUUAUUUACUUCAGUUUCAUUAAAGCCGCCGUGGUUGGUGUUGCGAAUGUCUUGUUGCGGAGUGUAGGUGAUUGUUAAAUAAAGUUGAAUUUUACAACUUCACUGCAAAAAGAAAUGAUAAUAUUAAUUAAUCAUAUUUAUGAAAUUAGUGUUUAUGUUGUUGCCAUUAAUUAAAAUAUUGAAUGUAUUUGAUACGGAAUAAUAAUAUUAGAGAGUGAAAAGAAAAUUUUUGCAUUGCCAUUUCGAAUUGAUUUUUCCAAUUAGUAAGAUAUAAAAAUUAGAAGAAAAUACUGAAUUUAAAAAGGUAAAAUGCAUUAGUGAUACUUUUUAAAUGCCGGCCAAAUACACAAAAAAUGUCAGCCAUAUUAAUAAAUCAAAGCAAAGAACUGAAUACCGUUCCAUCAACACCGUCCCGAAAUUCUUAUAACGAUAAUGGCACAUACUCAAAUGAUAAUGGCUCAAGAGAUCUUUGCAUCGAUAGCAACAUCUGUGAGCAAUUGCUUGGAGACAAAAUGUCUGCUUUGGAUAUAAAUGAAGUCAUUUUGCAAAAUUGCGAUGGAAGUGACAGUGGAGUCGAUAUUACAACUAAUGCCAAUGUUACACUUCAACGUGCACUCAGUAAUAACAGUGGAGGUUAUACGAGCAGUAAUGGUGGUUUAGAUGAGACUUCUCAUGGACUAAAUAUGUCUUGCGAUUCUAGUAUGAUAAGUUGUAGUUCCGACUUAUAUGAACUGAAAACUGGUAUAGUCACUGCGGCAGUUAUGCGUACUGCAACUAACUAUGAAUGUUGUAGUGAAAAUGGCAGUGAAAGCUCUUCAUUGACAGGAACUGCACAACCUAUUGUACGUAGAUCGAAUAGUGUCAAGAAAAAGGUGGCAAUGUUUGAACCUGGUGGUCUGCAUAGCAUUAGUACGCCUAUAGUGAAAAACGCAAAGGAAAGAGAUGUGAAUGAUACUGUCUCACCAGCUGCUGGCCAGUUAAGUUCCGAAAUAUCGACACCAGUACGUUCUAGACCAAAUGGUUUGAAGCGUACAACUUCACUUUCGCGUCCACAACAAAAUGCAACAUCGCAAGCACGUGAGCGCAUCGCUGAAAGACAAAGUAUAAACAAAGGCGCUUCUGUUACGCCAUUUCGUGGAACACAAACUCGCAUUGCCAAACCCCAAAAACCCGAUUCUCUACCAAAUGUAUUAAGCCGAACUCAAUCUGCCAGUAUGCAAAGAUUAGUUAUUCAACGGACACCGUCAUUAAGCCGUGCACGCACGCCAGGCACGCCGUCUGAUGAUGGACGCUGGCCAGGAACAUCAACGCCACGAAAUAUAUCGUCAGCUACAAAGCGUGGUAUGUCAGUUGCACCAGAUCUAAUUUCAAUGAAAGCACGUUCAAAUGCAGUUGUUAGUGAUUUAAAAACAAACAUCAUAAAUCCUUAUAGUACAAUGCCGCGUAGACGCAAACAAAAAUCUGUGGAAGAUUUAACAGGACGCAGUUCGCGUAGCAGUUCUAUAAGUAGAGAAUCACGUAUGACGUCUUCAGUGAUUUUACCCACACGGAAAAAUUUAGCAAACUCUUAUAAUACUCCUACGCACACAAAAACAUUACCAACUACAACUGCUACCAGCAAAAUUGCAUCUGUGAGAAAGUUGCAGCAACCUAAAACGCGUAUAUAUCAUGAGACGAGUGUGCAAACUGCAUUAACUAGCGUAGAUAUCGAUAAAGCAUUUUCAGGAGGUGUCUCUAAUACUAGGCCGGUGGAUGCUGCAGAACAAAGAGAACAACAAACUCAAACAGAUAUACGUGAUCGAGAAUUGGAACGUUUGCGUGAUGAAAAUCGUCUACUGACAGUGCGUGAACAAGAGCUUAGUGGUAAACUACAACGUGAACGAGAAGAGAAACUCAGCAUGCAACGUGAACUACAUUUGAAUACAGAGAGAGUUAUGGGUAUGUUGGAAAUGGCGCGUAUAGCUGGUGGUAGUCAGACUAUAAAUGAUGUGGGCACACCUACAUCUGAUGAUGGCGGACAUGACAGUUUGCUAAUGUUAGAAUCACAAAUUCAAUUGAGUGGACACGAAUUAUUUGAGCGUCAACAGGAAAUUGGACAAUUACGUCAAUUGUGCAGAUCUUUACAAUUAGAAAUGGAACGUUCGUUAGCAACUCAAGAGUGUCUAUUGCAAGAAAAAGCGGAGAUUGAGCAAGAGUCGAAUGAACUACAAGACUUUUUGCAACAUGAAAAAGUAACGAUGUGUGAUGCCCUUAAAGAAAUAGAAUCUGAAUAUCAACAUUGCAAACAACAGCUGUCCAAUCGCGAUGAGGAAGUAAAAGUUUUGCGUGACGAAUGCAGACAUUUAGUAAGAUUAAAUGAGCAACGAAGACAAGAAAAUAGAAUGCUACAGGCAAAAUAUUCAGCUCUAGAAAACAAAUCUAAAGAGCUCAUACAACAAAAGAACACUUCAAUAGUUGCUGCCUCAACGUCCUUAUCUGGCUUACAUACACGUUUGGAUAAUUUAGUGGAACAAUUGAUUUCAUCAUACAGUAUUUCGGAGCAAGAUUUGGAGGAUAUUGGUUUUCAAAGUGAAAGCCAACUUAAUAGCAUAGAUGGUUCGAAUGAAAACGACACAAUUUCAAUAAAAACAUAUGCCAAUGGAAUUGACGCCUCUGCUUCGCUAUCAAUUCAACAACAAAUGCCUUUGUCACAAGGUAGUGAUGGUUCUUUGUCACCACAAAGAAAUCAAUCAUUUAUUGCAGCUGUAAUUAGUGCCAUACGUAAUGCUACCACACCUUCCGGAAAACGUUUAUUAGCUCGUAACGUCAAACGUAUGGGAAAUCAAGGUAGUAAUACUAAUAACAAUUCUAAUCAAAAUUACAUUGCUGGCAAUGAUGGUGAUUCUGAUUCAACAGAAAUGUUAGAUUCUGAAACGGAGCCCUGUCUUAUGAUGGAUAAUGUAUUAGAGGAUGUUAACAUGCCCGAUUCACAUUCACAUAAUAUGGUAUCAUCAUGCACGGGUAUGAUCUCACAAAUUGAAGUCCCAUCAGAAUUGUUGAAUGUAAACAGCGCUACUUGUGAUGAUUCGUUGCAAAACCUGUCUCAAGCGAUUACAAAUCGUCAACAAAUGGAAUUGCAAAUAAAUGCCAUGGCAGUACCAAAAAUCGCAAUACCGACAAAUCAUCACGACAACUGUGUUUCGGACGAUAUAAGCUGUCAUGAUUCUGUUGCUGAAAUGCCUUCAUUGGUCGAGUACUGUUCUGUGCAAACAGUUGUCGAUCAAGUUAUUGAAGUUGAUAGCUUAGUUACUAAGCUAUUGAAAGUAUUGCGUUUAAUACAAAUGGAUAAUGAUAAUUGCAUACAACAACUAAUAGUAGAUAAGAAUAAAUUGCAACAAAACAAGGAAGAUAUGUUAGAGAAAUUAAAGGACUUAGAAGAUGUAAACAUGAAAUUACAGGAUGAACUAAUGGAUGCUACACAGGAGUUAAUGUUAAAAAAUAAUGACCUUACAAGUACCAAAGCCGAAAUGCAGCGACAUCGGAAUGAAAUUGAUCGCCUGAAUGAGGAUAUCUGCACUCUAAGUACACUUUGCAGUAACUACAGAAAGUUGUCACCAAGCACAGAGUUUCCGCCAGUGCAAUUGCUAAACUCGCCGGAUAAAAUGAGUACAAGUUCCAAUGAGAUGGAUGAUAUUGCUGGUAUAUUAAAUGUGCUAAAAUUAUGGCAAUCUGAGGGUCAACUCAAGGACAUCAGAAUAUGCAAUUAUUUAAAAAAACUAUUCACAGCUAAUAAGCCCCAAUCAAAUUCACAGGAUAAUAACGAACGCUUACUCGUUUAUGCGAAUCAAUUGGAAAACGUUAUGAUAUUACUGAAUUCCUGCAAGAAUUUGGCUAGUGAUUAUCCUGCGUUGGAAGAAUUACGUAAAGGAAUGGAAACUAUUAAGUUAAAUGCAAAUUGGACUCACGUAUUGGAGACUAAAUUUUCUACAAACAAUGCUGAUGAUGAUGAAAUUAAUGCAAACGAAUCAAUUAAUUAGAAAAAAAAUUAUGUGGAGUUAUUUGGAUUUAUUCUUUUUAAUAAUAAAAGUAUUAUAAUUGCUCGAAGAGCAAGUUUUGCUCGUUCAGAAAAACAUUAUUAGUACCGAACAGCUGAGAGUUUUUUAAAGUUAAAAUGCGGUAAUAUACAUAUAUACUUUUAUUAAGUCCGUAUAAAAAAUUAUGUCAGCUCAUUUUGGAAAAAAUAUA